Molecule: messenger RNA, 5454 nt
Organism: Cricetulus griseus (Chinese hamster)
Lineage: Eukaryota; Metazoa; Chordata; Mammalia; Rodentia; Cricetidae
Source: RefSeq, a predicted model, not a curated record
GGCGACGUGUCCCCCAGUCCGUACAGCAGCAGCAGCUGGCGGCGCUCGCGCAGCCCCUACAGCCCAGUGCUCAGACGGUCUGCCAAAUCUCGAAGCAGAAGCCCAUAUUCAUCUAGGCACUCAAGAUCUCGUAGCAGACACAGAUUGUCUAGAUCCAGAAGUCGUCACUCAAGCAUUUCUCCUAGCACACUAACUCUCAAGAGUAGCUUGGCUGCUGAAUUGAACAAAAAUAAAAAGGCACGAGCUGCAGAGGCAGCAAGAGCUGCAGAGGCAGCAAAAGCUGCAGAGGCAGCUGCCAAAGCUGCAAAAGCCUCAAAUGCAUCUACCCCUACCAAGGGCAACACAGAAACUGGUGCCAGUGCUUCGCAAACAAACCAUGUGAAGGAUGUGAAGAAACUUAAAACUGAGCAUGCACCUUCUCCUUCAAGUGGUGGAACCUUGAAAAGUGAGAAAGCAAAGACAAAGCCACCCCUUCAAGUAACAAAGGUAGACAAUAACUUGAUUGUAGAUAAAGUCACCAAGAAAACAGUUGUUGGGAAGGAAAGUAAAGCUGCUGCUACAAAGGAAGAACCAGUAUCUACUAAAGAGAAAACUAAGCCACUUACACCAAGCGUUGGAGCCAAGGAGAAGGAGCAACAUGGGCCUUUAAUGACCUCUACAUUACCACCAUUACCUUUGCCUCCCAUGCUGCCUGAAGAGAAAGAUGCUGAUAGCUUAAGAGGCAAUAUUUCUGUAAAAGCAGUUAAAAAAGAAGUAGAAAAGAAACUCCGAUGUCUGCUUGCUGAUUUGCCGUUGCCCCCCGAGUUACCAGGAGGAGAUGAUCUUGCUAAGAGUCCAGAGGAGAAGAAAACAGCAGCACAGUUACACAGCAAAAGAAGGCCUAAAAUAUGUGGGCCUCGCUAUGGUGAAAUCAAAGAAAAAGAUAUUGACUGGGGAAAACGCUGCGUGGAUAAAUUUGAUAUCAUCGGUAUUAUUGGAGAAGGUACUUAUGGACAAGUUUACAAAGCCAGGGACAAAGACACUGGAGAAAUGGUAGCCCUAAAAAAAGUACGUCUGGAUAAUGAAAAGGAGGGCUUCCCAAUUACAGCAAUUAGAGAAAUUAAAAUUCUUCGGCAACUCACCCACCAGAGUAUCAUCAAUAUGAAGGAAAUAGUGACUGAUAAAGAAGAUGCUUUAGAUUUUAAGAAGGACAAAGGUGCAUUUUACCUGGUGUUUGAAUAUAUGGACCAUGAUCUAAUGGGACUACUGGAAUCAGGCUUGGUUCAUUUUAAUGAAAACCAUAUAAAAUCUUUUAUGAGACAGCUCAUGGAAGGUCUGGAUUAUUGUCAUAAGAAGAACUUUUUGCAUAGAGAUAUUAAAUGUUCCAAUAUCCUUCUAAAUAAUAGAGGACAGAUAAAACUUGCAGAUUUUGGACUUGCUCGUUUAUAUAGCUCAGAAGAAAGUCGCCCAUAUACUAACAAGGUCAUUACUUUGUGGUACCGUCCACCUGAAUUGCUCUUGGGAGAAGAACGAUAUACACCAGCUAUUGAUGUAUGGAGCUGUGGAUGUAUCCUUGGUGAACUCUUCACUAAAAAGCCUAUAUUUCAAGCAAAUCAGGAACUUGCACAGCUAGAGCUAAUAAGCCGUAUAUGUGGGAGUCCUUGUCCUGCAGUGUGGCCUGAUGUAAUCAAACUGCCAUAUUUCAACACCAUGAAACCAAAGAAGCAAUAUCGUCGAAAGUUAAGAGAAGAAUUUGUUUUUAUCCCUGCAGCUGCGCUCGACUUAUUUGAUUACAUGCUUGCCUUGGAUCCCAGUAAGCGGUGCACUGCUGAGCAGGCUCUUCAGUGUGAGUUCCUACGAGAUGUAGAACCCUCCAAAAUGCCUCCACCAGAUCUUCCUUUGUGGCAAGAUUGUCAUGAAUUAUGGAGUAAAAAGCGAAGAAGGCAGAAGCAGAUGGGCAUGACUGAUGAUCUUUCCACAAUCAAAGCUCCCAGAAAGGACCUGUCUCUAGGCUUAGAUGACAGCAGAACUAAUACACCCCAGGGUGUGCUGCCACCCGCACAAUUGAAAUCUCAAAGCAACUCAAGUCUAGCACCUGUAAUAACAGGCCCUGGACAGCCGUUAAACCACAGUGAAUUGGCAAUUCUUCUAAACCUACUACAAUCUAAAUCAAGUGUUAAUAUGGCUGAUUUUGUUCAAGUGUUGAACAUUAAGGUAAACUCUGAGACUCAACAGCAGCUAAAUAAAAUAAACCUUCCUGCUGGAAUUUUGGCAACAGGUGAAAAACAGACAGAUCCAUCAACACCACAACAGGAGUCUUCAAAAUCAUUGGGAGGAAUUCAGCCUUCACAGACCAUCCAGCCUAAAGUGGAAGCUGAUGCCGCCCAGGCUGCUGUGCAGAGUGCAUUUGCAGUUCUCUUGACUCAGUUAAUAAAGGCUCAACAGUCAAAACAGAAAGAUGUCAUGUUAGAAGAGAGAGAAAAUGGAUCGGGACAUGAAGCUCCUUUGCAACUCAGGCCACCUCCAGAACCUAGCACUCCGGGAUCUGGGCAAGAUGACCUCAUCCAGCACCAGGACAGGAGGAUUUUGGAGCUGACACCAGAACCAGACCGGCCUCGGAUUCUGCCUCCUGAUCAACGACCUCCUGAACCUCCUGAACCACCACCAGUCACUGAUGAGGACCUGGAUUAUCGGACAGAAAACCAGCAUGUACCCACCACUAGUUCUUCACUAACUGACCCUCAUGCUGGAGUGAAGGCAGCCCUCUUACAGCUGCUUGCUCAGCAUCAGCCCCAGGAUGAUCCCAAAAGAGAAGGUGGUAUUGAUUAUCCCACAGGAGACACAUAUGUUCCCACUUCAGACUAUAAGGACAACUUUGGAUCUUCUUUCUCUGCCGCUCCGUAUGUUAGCAGUGAUGGUCUAGGAAGUAGCUCUGCUGCUGCUCCGUUGGAACCACGUAGUUUCAUUGGAAACUCAGAUAUUCAGUCUUUGGAGAACUACAGUACUGCUUCAUCUCACAGUGGUGGUCCACCUCAAGCUUCUGCCUUUUCCGAGUCAUUUCCCAGUUCAGUAGCUGGGUAUGGAGACAUUUACCUCAAUGCUGGUCCCAUGUUGUUUAGUGGAGACAAGGACCAUAGAUUUGAAUAUAGCCAUGGUCCUAUCGCAGUCCUCACAAACAGCAACGACCCUUCUACAGGGCCAGAGAGUACUCACCCCUUGCCAGCAAAGAUGCACAACUAUAACUAUGGUGGUAAUUUACAGGAAAAUCCAGGCGGCCCUAGCCUCAUGCAUGGGCAGACCUGGACUUCUCCUGCCCAAGGACCUGGAUACUCACAAGGAUACAGAGGACACAUUAGCACAUCAGCUGGCAGAGGUCGAGGUAGAGGGUUACCAUACUGAGUAUCUGUUUUUCCUCAGGCACAUCAUUUUUAUCUGGAAAGACUUUUCUAGCUGCAAUUUCAGGCAGCAAUCCAAGAGACUUGAAUAAUAUUAAUUCAACAACAGCUUUAUUUUUAUGUGGAAAAGGGUCUUGCAUACAAUAGUGAAAAACAAAAAAACAAACAAAAAAUACCUUUGCUUAAAUUCAUGCUGUUCUUAAAACUAGCUCUAUUGAUUGUACAUCGUCACAGAUUUUAGUUAACAGUUUUAUUUUGUAUUAUUGCAGUUUUAAGUGGAUGCUAACAUUAGGGACAUAAUGUUUUUGUGGCCCUGUUGCAGAUCUUCUGAACUAUGCACACUUGUGCUUUUUUUUUGUAAGUUUGGACCAACUUUUAUGUAACAACCAACCCCUUCCCUCACCCUUCCAGUUUUACAACAAUCAGAAAGGGCACUGAUUUAUUUGGUAUUUUCUUUUUACAAAGCUACCUUUAGUCAAAGGUCACUGUCAGUCUUUGCACCUGCUUUCAGUGUUAUUGUGAAAGGUGUACUUUGUGCUCAUUUCAGAAAAUAAAACACAACCUUUCUCUUGAUGCAACAGUUUUAUAUAAAAAAAAAAUGGUCAACAUUAUUUUUGUUUUGUUUUUCAGGUUACCAUAACCCAGCAAAAUUCAUUCAAAUGAAAUAGUGGUUUUUAUAUGAAAACUAUGGGUUGGGUGGGAGGGGUUGAGUAAGUGCCUUAACUGGUAAGCUUAAGGACUGAGGAUGAAGUUAGCCGGUACACCCACUUGUCUUUAAAGGGAGUCUGCAUUGUGUUGAAGAGGCAGGAAGCUCUCAGUUUUUAGGAGUCACCUGGCCAGUUCUGUUAGGUCCAUUCCCUCUGCCUGUCAUACUGUCCUUUUCUGCCUGUCUUUUGGCUGUGUUAACUUUUACUGUUACCUUCUCUUGGUAGGGGUGUAAGAGAAAAGAAAGGGAGAACUCAGUACCUUUUGUUACUUCUGGGAAGUACUAAUUUUUUUUUUUUUAAUCACUUAAGUGGUUGAAAAUAAUAGCUGAAUGAGAAUUUUAGAGUGCUGUUUUCUUUCUGGCUGCCAUACUGACCCAGUUUCUACUUGGAGGACAGAAUUUUUGAAGCAAGUAUGUAAUAACAAUUAAUGUAAUAAAUGUAAAAUUCACAGAAGGAGGGUGGCAAACAUGGUAUUUUAAGUUAUGUAAUUAUUUUUAAAAGUCAACUUAAGUAGAAACAUAUCCUAGAUUUAAUUUAGUAAAACAAAAAGAAAAUUCAGGAAAAAAAAAAAAAAACCUUCCCUCUUCCUUUCAAUUUUGUGAAAUUUACUGUAACUUUUGCCAGAUUAGAGCAGUGCUACUACUAGGUUGUUUUAAUAUCUUUUUUCUUCUAUUAAAAUCAACCAAGAAAGAAUAACUGUAAUGUUGUCAAGUCUCACUGUGUUUUACAUUCACACACAUACACAAAAUUAUAUUUCUAGAAAGGAACCAAAGGUAAAUAACCAGCAUCUCCCUCAUCACUAACAGACUUAGAAACUCUGGGAAAUUGAGUGUGCCAAUUGACAAUUUUAACUGUUCUAGUACAUUUUUAAUUGAAAUCUUAAAUAGGAAAAAUAGUUAUGAAAGGCCAGUUUAACCUUGUGCCCUUUAUCUGAUUUGUUACCCUGCAUUUAAAAACAUGAUUCAGGAAACAGGAUAUUUUAAAGAAGGUAAUUUUCACUUUAUGCCUAUAAAAUGAAUUUUCAGUUGACCAUUUUAUUUUUUGGUGGUAUUAUUUUUGUUGGUGUAACAAAAUUAAUGGAAGAAAAAGUAUUUUCCUUUCAUUUGAAUAUUGAGUACUAACAAAUUAGUAAAACAUUAGAGGAAGUGAAAUGUUUUGAAGUUUAGCAAAAUAGAGUAUUCAAGUCUCUGAAAUUUUAAUAUGGUGAGUCUUAGACCUUCAGACUUUACUAUAAGUGACAGUAUCUAAAUUAUUCUUUUUUGUCACACAUGAUAAUACUUCUGCUGGCCAUAAGCAGCUAACCUAAAAUUGGAACUAUUUAUGUGACAUGAAUAGCCUGUGUUUUAAAAAUUAAAUAUUUUAUAUAAAAUUGA